AUGGCCGGUGGCUACUGCAGCACCUUUCGCCGCAAGGGCUACACUUUCGACGCCGCCACCCACUUCUAUCCCCUGCUCGGCAACCCAGACACACUGACCGGCAAGCUGCUCGGCGAGCUCGGCGUCGAAACCGGCUGGGUGAAGAUGGAUCCGGUCGAUACAUUUCACUUUCCCGAUGGCAGUAAGUUCGAGGUGCCGUGCGAGCUCGACGAUUACCUGGCGUCGGUCAAGCAAGCCUUCCCGCUGGAGCGCGACAACCUCGACCGCUUCUUCAGCGAGGUUCGUGAAGCCUACUUGCUGGGGUUGCUAGCGUAUUUUCGUGGGCGCGAGACGCCGCGACUCGCGCGCUACCGCGACCUGUCGGUGCGCGAGGUCCUGGAUCUUCACUUCAGUGAUCCCAAGCUCAAACUGCUGCUGACUGCCGAUUGCCCGCACUGGGGCUCGCCGCCAAAGCGUACUUCGUUCGUGUUCGAUUCCAUGCUGCGGCUGUCGUACUUUCUCGGCAAUUACUACCCGGUGCACGGAUCGCAAGCCUUUGCCGACGAGCUGGCGCGCUGUUUCGAGGCCCGAGGUGGCCACAUCUUGAUGAGCACUUGCGCCGAGCGCAUUCUGGUCGAGGACGGCCGCGCCCGAGGCGUCGAACUCGAGACCCUACGCGGCCCGCUUCGCGGCCGCCGCCGGGUGUUGGCGCGGACGGUGAUCUCCAACGCCGACUUGCUGCACACCCUGGACCGGCUGCUGCCCCCCGGCUGUGUGGACCCGGCCUAUCUCCAGCAAGUCCGGUCGAUGCGGCCCAGCUUUCCGUGUUUCCUGACCCACAUCGGCUUGCGCGAUAUCGAGCCGGAGGUGCUCGAAGCGGUGCAAGGCUACUACUGGAACGGCUGGGAUCCUGAUCUGGUAGGCCGUGGCGGGCUGCGCUGUAAAGUCUUCGUGCCGACAAUCUACGAGCCGCGGAUGGCGCCUCCGGGCGGGCAGAUCGUCAUUCUGCAAAAGGUGCAGGAGAUCGACUACCAGCAGAUCGACGAUUGGGAGGCGCACAAGGACACAGUGGAAGACUAUGUGGUCUCACACCUCGAGGACAUAGUCCCUGGCAUCGCCGACAAGAUCGUCGUCCGGCUCAGUGCCUCGGCCCUGACCUCAUGGCGUUUUACCCGCAACAGUGUCGGUUCCAUGCUGGGCUGGGAAAUGUCUCCCGAUCAGCUCGGCAGCGGCCGUCCGGAGACCGCCUCACCAAUCGAGAACCUCCACUUGGUCGGUCAUUGGACUCGACCCGGUGGCGGCAUCACGCCGGUGAUCGUCUCGGCUCAGCAGGUCGCCGCCGCGGUCGCCGGCUCGACGCCGUCUAUUCCCUGGCCACUUGAUGGCUUAGCCGAAAACGCGGCGAUCGCGAACAGCCACUGCCCGAGGAGCUGGUGA
This is a messenger RNA of Nerophis lumbriciformis (worm pipefish), 1416 nucleotides long. Lineage: Eukaryota; Metazoa; Chordata; Actinopteri; Syngnathiformes; Syngnathidae. The record is from RefSeq and is a predicted model, not a curated record.